UAAAGGCUUAGCUGGGACUGAGAAUGGCAGAGGUGAGGUCUGCUGAGAUCAUCAUCAUCUGUUUCACGCUGCUUCACGGUUUAACAGCAGCUUUGAACUGCACCAGUCCAACUCCUUCCUCCCUGUUCAGUGAACUUGAGAAGAAUCUAUUCUCAAACAGUCUGGUGCCACCUGUAAAAAGCUUUUCAUAUCCUGUGAAUAUCACCAUCAGCAUCACUGUGGUGGGAAUUUUAGGAGUGGAUGAAAAAACCCAAACACUGACAACAGUCUUAUGGCAAGUCCUGGAGUGGGAUAUAGAGGGACUGAGCUGGGAGGAGGAAGAAUGUGGAGCGAAAAGAGUUUCUGUUCCUCGGGAAAACCUUUGGGUUCCAGACAUUCAUAUUGCAGAGUUCAUUGGUGAGGACGGAUCUCCCAGAAUCCCUUAUGUCUACUUAAACAAUACGGGUCAUGUAUAUGAUGAUAAACCAGUCAAAGUGGUCAGCUCUUGCCAGUUAGGAAUCUACACUUUUCCCUUUGAUAUCCAAAACUGCUCACUGACCUUUGGAUCAUAUCUACACUUUGCUACAGACAUAAUGAUGAUUCAAGGCAGCACAUCUGAAGAGAUCCUGCAGGAGUCCAGAGAAGUGCUGCAGACUAAUGAGGAGUGGGAACUCGCAGACAUCGGUGUAGCCGAUUCCACGCUGGCACUAGAAGACGGAAGCUACUCUGAGAUCAAAUAUUUUCUCAUUUUAAGACGUAGACCCGUCCUGUAUGUGGUGAACCUCCUGAUCCCCAGCUGCUUCCUCAUCACCGUGGACCUCUUCAGCUUCCUGCUGCCUCCACAGAGCGUCGACCGAUCCUCCUUCAAGAUGACCCUCAUCCUGGGCUACACCGUCUUCCUGCUCAUCAUGAACAACCUGCUGCCUGCAACCGGGGAGAAGACGCCUUUAAUCAGUGUUUUCUUCUCCCUCAGCCUGGCUCUGAUGGUGACCAGCCUGCUGGAGACGGUGUUCAUCACAAACAUCCAGUUCAGCUCCAGUCAGAACAGUGCAGUUCCUCACUGGCUCAGCGUCCUGGUGUUACGUUAUCUAGCUGUUGUCGUCUGCAUACCCCCGAAGAAAAAGAGCAGCAGAGUCACGGUCUUCCUCAACCCAUCUACUAAAGAUCCAGUAAAGAGCACCAGCAGCACAGACAUCUCAGAGAGUCAGAGCAUCUCUAAUGAUCCCAUAAAACCCCCUUCAUCCCCUCCUCACCCUCUGGAUCCGACCCUGGAUGAACUGAGGAGGCUGAGCAGAGAUCUCGCUGCCAUCCGACAUCAGAUGGACAGUUACUUCCAGGGGACCAAAGCCUCUCAGGAGUGGCAGAUGAUCGGGACAGUGGUGGACCGUCUCCUGUUUGCCCUCUACAUCGUCUUCAUCGUCAUCAGCUUCAUCACCAUCAUCAGCAUCUGGAUCUGGAAUAACUCAUAUGCAGCAUGAUUUGGGGUUUGAGGGUUAAAAACGAGUGAAAUCAAACCGUGUCGUUAAUCAUAUUAGCUGUUUAUUCUAAGACAUAAUGCUUGUCAUUGAUUGUCUGGAUCAUGAAAAACUUUUGAUGCAUAUAAGCAUCAAAGAAACUCCUGUUGAGAU
This is a messenger RNA of Amphiprion ocellaris (clown anemonefish), 1607 nucleotides long. Its product is annotated as 5-hydroxytryptamine receptor 3A-like. Gene Ontology annotation, molecular function: transmembrane signaling receptor activity; extracellular ligand-gated monoatomic ion channel activity; neurotransmitter receptor activity. Gene Ontology annotation, cellular component: membrane; neuron projection; synapse. The transcript is spliced from 9 exons. NCBI's taxonomy places the organism in Eukaryota, Metazoa, Chordata, Actinopteri, Pomacentridae. Bases 24 to 1457 code for a protein of 477 amino acids. Gene Ontology annotation, biological process: monoatomic ion transmembrane transport; nervous system process; regulation of membrane potential. The record is from RefSeq and is a predicted model, not a curated record.